Molecule: messenger RNA, 2522 nt
Organism: Eublepharis macularius
Lineage: Eukaryota; Metazoa; Chordata; Lepidosauria; Squamata; Eublepharidae
Gene: TGM2
Product: transglutaminase 2
Exons: 13
Coding region: 264-2324 (686 amino acids)
Biological process (GO): peptide cross-linking
Molecular function (GO): protein-glutamine gamma-glutamyltransferase activity
Source: RefSeq, a predicted model, not a curated record
CAUGCAAAGAGAGAAGGACCCGUAAACAUCGUUUUCCCUGGAAGCCCUGGCUGCUGCUUCUGUGGCUUUUUCUCCUUCUCUCACUUCUCAUUCUGCCUGCCUGACAUCCCCUGGCUGGGGGUGUGUGUUUGCUCUGAGGACUAUAUAAGUGGACAGCUGUGAAGAGGUGGACCGGAACGAAGCAAGAGGCUGCGUGUGCAGAGCUGGCAGUAACAGGAGUGGAGGCUGGGUAGAGAAGGAAGAGGACUCCCGUGUGGGACAGCAUGGCUGAAGAUCUGGAGCUGAGCUCUUGGGACCUGGAAUGUGAGCGCAACCAUCAGGACCACCGGACCUCCGAAAUGGGUUGCCAGCAGCUCGUCGUGCGCCGGGGGCAACCCUUUUUCAUCACGCUGCACUUCGCGGGGAGGAGCUACGAGGAAGGGCUGGACAAACUCGCCUUCAACGUAGAGACAGGGCCUUGCCCCGACGAAGGAUCUGGGACCAAGAGCCAUUUUCCUCUCUCCAGUUCCUUGGAAGCCGAAGCCUGGAGCUCAGCAGUGGAGAGCCAGGAUGGAGCCACCUUGUCCGUGUCCAUCUGCUCCCCUCCAGACGCCCGGAUCGGCCGCUACAGCCUCACCAUGGAGGCCUCCACGGGCUACCAGGGCUCUAGCUUCAGGCUGGGGGAAUUCGUCUUACUCUUCAAUCCUUGGUGCCCAGUGGAUUCCGUCUUUCUCGAAAGCGAAGAAGAGCGGACCGAAUAUGUGCUGACCCAGCACGGCCACGUCUUCCAGGGGUCGAACAGCUUCAUCUAUUCCAUCCCCUGGAACUUUGGGCAGUUUGAAGAUGAAAUUCUGGACAUCUGCCUGCAACUGCUGGACACCAACCCCAAAUUCUUCAAGGACCAAGACCGGGACUGCUCCCGUCGCAACAGCCCCGUCUACAUUAGCCGGGUGGUGAGCGCAAUGGUGAAUUGCAAUGAUGACCAAGGAAUCCUGUUUGGGCGCUGGACGCAACCAUAUGAUGAUGGAAUGAGCCCCAUGGCUUGGAGCGGAAGUGUGGACAUCCUGCAGCGGUGGCGGAAGUACGGGUGCCAGCCAGUCCGCUACGGGCAGUGCUGGGUCUUUGCUGCUGUGGCCUGCACAGUGCUGAGGUGCCUGGGAAUUCCCACCCGCGUGAUAACCAACUACAACUCUGCCCACGAUACCAACAGCAACUUGACCAUUGAGCAGUACUUGGAUGAGAAUGGAAGGCUGCAGGCAGGAACCCGGGAAUUCAUUUGGAAUUUCCACUGCUGGGUGGAAAGCUGGAUGACUCGUCCAGACCUUUCCGACGGCUACGAUGGCUGGCAGGUUUUGGACCCAACUCCUCAAGAAAAAAGUGAAGGAGUUUUCUGCUGCGGUCCAACACCAGUCAAGGCCAUCAAGGAAGGAGAACUGAGACUGAAGUAUGAUGUUCCCUUCGUCUUUGCCGAGGUCAAUGCGGACGUGGUUUAUUGGAUGCUUCAGAGCGACAGUUCCCGGAAGAAGACCGUCAACUCCACUCUCGUGGGAAAGAACAUCAGCACCAAGAGUGUGGGUAGAGACACGAGGGAGGACAUCACCCACAACUACAAGUACCAGGAAGGCUCUGAGGACGAACAGGCAGUGCUGGAAAAGGCUAAACUCCGGAAGACCUACCCAACAGAGGAGGAGGGCUUGAAAGUCAAGAUCAAAGUCUCCGAGGGGAUGAACAACGGGUGUGACUUUGAUGUCUUUGCCUACAUCAACAACCACACAGCCAGUGAGCGGACAUGCCGGCUGAUGUUUGGUGCCCGUGUUGCUGGCUACAAUGGGGCACUGGGCCCAGAGUGCGGGAGCAAGGACCUUCUGAACGUUGCCUUGCAGCCGUAUUCAGAGAAGACAGUCCCCUUGCGCAUCCUUUAUGAGAAGUAUGGCGGGUGCUUAACGCAGGACAACAUGAUCAAGGUGAUGGCCCUCCUUCAGGACCACGAGACAAAAGAGAUCGCUCUUGGUGUCCGAAACAUCUACGUAAAGAACCCAGACAUCAAAAUCAGGGUCUUAGGGGAACCGAUUCAGAAGCGCAAACUGGUGGCGGAGCUCAGCCUGACAAACCCCCUUCCUAACCCCCUGAGUGGCUGCGUCUUCACAAUGGAAGGUGCUGGUCUCACUGGAGGACAGAAGGUGCAAGAGUUGGACAGCCCCAUCGGGCCAGGAGAGGAGGCCAAAGUGAGGGUGGACUUUGUGCCUCAGCAGUCGGGCCUGAGGAAGCUGGUGGUGGACUUCGAGAGCGACAAGCUGACGGGGGUGAAGGGCUACCGGAACGUCAUCAUUGCCCCCCUGAAGUGAAGGCUGCCUUGAAGGGGAGGAGGCUGCUUAGAUAGUGAUACUUAAAUCUGUUGUUUGUUCAGUAGGAAGGAUGGUGGCAGCGGCCAAGGAGACCCACGGACACCCGCUUCGAUCCUCCGCUGCCGGAGGCUGGCCACUGAACACUUUUUCUCCUCCCAUUGCAUGCUUUAAAAAGAAAGAGAUGGUGCGACAGGGAAA